AUGCUUAUUAAGUAAUAUCCUGAUCUGCUCGAUCCUCUCAUUCCUAUCCACGAUCCUCACGCCAAUCGCUACUCAAUAUGGCUUUUGGUUCUUCUGGGCGGCUCGCUUCUUCCAAGGACUUCCAACUGCAAUUCUUGGAAUCGUUGUCUCCGUGGUGACAUGUCACUGGUCAACUCUCACUGAAAAUGGAACAUAUGUAUCUAUUCUGGCAGCUCACUACCAAAUUGCUCCACUGUUAACCAUGCCUCUGUCAGCUUAGAUGUGCAGUGUGGGAGGAUGGAGUUCAGUUUAUUAUACUCAAAGAACUAUUACAGCAAUCCUGAUUGUCUUGUUUGCUGUGUUCUACACUGACAAACCAUCGGAGAGCAAAUUUGUUUCAAAGGGAGAGCUGAAGGCAAUUGAAGAUGGGAAAUCAUUGGAAGAGAAGCAUGUUGAGAAGAGUAAGACUCCAUUCGUCGCAAUUCACAAGGAUCCAGCUGUCUGGGCGAUUUGGAUCACAUCAGUUGGAGGAACGAUCGGAUUCUCCAUUUUCUUGCAAUACGGCCCAACUUAUCUCAAUAAAAUAAGAUUUCAAUUUUAA
Molecule: messenger RNA, 580 nt
Organism: Caenorhabditis elegans
Lineage: Eukaryota; Metazoa; Nematoda; Chromadorea; Rhabditida; Rhabditidae
Source: the annotation of a RefSeq genome assembly